AUGACGGCAGCAACAACGACACCGAUGACAGGCAAGGUGCCCAUAGCGCACAUCAAGGCGGUGCUGUUCGAUAUGGACGGCCUGCUGAUCGACUCGGAGGGCAUCUACACCAAAGUGGUCAACGACAUCCUCAAGCCCUACGGCAAAGAGCAGACGUGGGAGAUCAAGUCAAACCUGAUGGGCAAGCCCGAGCGCGAAGCCACUGUGACGCUGCUGUCAUCGCUCUGGCCUCCGACCAAGCCAGAUGAGCUGUACGGUCCCGACUGUCCAUUCGACAUUGAUAGCUUCCUCAAGGACCGCAACGAGGUGUUGCUGAAAGCUUUUAAGCAAGUGCCCGAGAUGCAGGGUGCGACGCGGCUGGUGCAGCACCUUCACAAGCACAAUAUUCCUAUCUGCGUUGCAACGGGCAGCAAGCGCGGGAACUACGACAUCAAAACCGCCAGCCUCCCCGACCUCUUUGGCCCCUUCGCGGAUCGUGUCAUCUGCGGUGACGACGCUCGCUUGUCUCGCGGCAAACCACACCCUGAUAUCUUCCUCCUCGCUGCCAAAGAGGGUCUGUUCAGCACUCACCCCAACGACCACUUGACAAAGGAGAAGCUUGGCAAAGAGUGGACGCAGAGCUUGCGCGAGAUGGGUCAACACUUCGACGAGGAGCACCAUCUCAAGGGAGGCGAAUCGAGUAUUCUCGUCUUCGAGGACGCCAAAACGGGCGUCCAGGCUGCCAAAGCCGCGGGAAUGCAUGUUGUCUGGGUCCCUGACGAGAAUCUUCGCGCCCUCUUCUCCGACGAAGAGCUAGGUGCCUCUCAAACCCUCAACUCGCUCCUCGAAUUCGACCCUACAGACUGGGGCCUCCCGCCAUUUGACGACGAAUCCAAGUAG
Messenger RNA from Sporisorium graminicola, 879 nucleotides. RefSeq lists its product as uncharacterized. Gene Ontology annotation, molecular function: phosphatase activity. The transcript has 2 exons. NCBI's taxonomy places the organism in Eukaryota, Fungi, Basidiomycota, Ustilaginomycetes, Ustilaginales, Ustilaginaceae. Bases 1 to 879 code for a protein of 292 amino acids. The record is from RefSeq and is a predicted model, not a curated record.